Daphnia carinata is the source of this 3134-nucleotide messenger RNA. It is a transcript of the gene mus301, whose product is annotated as helicase POLQ-like. Bases 112 to 3021 code for a protein of 969 amino acids. NCBI's taxonomy places the organism in Eukaryota, Metazoa, Arthropoda, Branchiopoda, Diplostraca, Daphniidae. The record is from RefSeq and is a predicted model, not a curated record. Gene Ontology annotation, molecular function: nucleic acid binding; ATP binding. The transcript is spliced from 8 exons.
GUAAAUAAAGAAUUUCAAGUUAAAAAAGAAGCCCCUUGAAAUUUCGUUAGCGAAAUAGUGUUCAUUUGAAUUAUAUGUAUAUGUAAUAUUCUAUUGAAGUAUAAUAACGUCAUGAAUGCAAAAAACUUUACCUCGUUUGCCACGAGAAAAAGAAUUCGUGAAAGAGAUAAUUCACCCGAUAUGUUUGCUGUGGCUGAUGAAGAUGAAGAUGCAAUUUCAUCUGAUAAAGAGGCUGAAAAGGCUGACCCCAUGAGCUCUGUAAAUCACAAAACACCUGGUAAAGAUAUAAGUAACUUAUGCCAUCAAAAAACUAAAUCUUAUUCAGCUACACCACCAUCCACAAGUGACCAGAGCCCAAAACGAAAAAUUGUGUUAUCAUCUUCUUUUCACCGUGAAAACAACAAUCAGUCUUUGCCACCAAGUGACUCAAAAGUUUCAGGAGGCUGCUCAAUGAGCUCUUUAAGAAGUACAUUACACACCAAUCAUUUUGGAUUAAACAGCAGGAUGAAGGAAGCUCUCCGCUCAGGUGGCAUGGAUAGCACCAUAUUCCAAUUUUCCUCUCAUUCACCCUUAUCAAGAGAAACUCCUCCUGUUUAUACACUGAAUAGUAGCAAUGUUGUCCCUUCCCAGACAUCUAUUCAUUGUGGACCUAAUCAUGGUUUAUCAGAUGCAGCAUGGCAAGCAAUUUUGCAAACAAAAGGAAUCAAAGGCUUGUAUGGAUGGCAGACACAGUGCUUGAAUAAGGCAACUAAAACCAAUCAAAAUUUGCUCUACUCCUUGCCCACAUCCGGAGGAAAAACUCUGGUGGCCGAAAUACUUAUGAUUCGUGAACUUCUAUGCAAUCAGAAACAUUGCCUUUUCGUCUUGCCGUAUGUCAGCAUUGUACAAGAGAAAAUUCGGACCCUUUCCUCGCUUGCCAUAGCCCUGAAUUUUGCCAUAGAAGAGUAUGCUGGAAAUAGAGGAACCUAUCCUCCCCGCCAACGGAAAUCUAAGCGAGUUAUUUAUAUUGCUACAUUGGAGAAGGCCCAUGGGAUCAUCAACAGUAUAUUGGAAUUGGGAAGAUUGCAAGAAAUCGGCUUGGUGGUGGUGGAUGAGAUUCACAUCGUCGGUGAGGGUAAACGAGGAGCAACGCUUGAAACCUUACUUUGCAAACUUCUGCUUGCUCCCAUUGGCCCUCGCAUAGUAGCUAUGAGCGCUACAAUAGGAAACAUCGACGAGCUGAGUAAUUUCCUCAAGGCUGAGAUUUACACAGAAGACUUUCGACCAGUCCAGCUCAGGGAGUUCAUCAAGACUGGUGACCAAAUAUUGGAAAUAGACAAGAGACAACGGGGAUCGCAGGAGAACUUUAUGAAACAUUCCCGAUCGGUAUCAGCCCCAUCAUCAACAUCCCGCAAAAACGAUCCUGAUGGUCUAAGUGUCCUGGUUUCGGAGGUAGCCCCGGAACACAGUUGUUUAGUCUUUUGCUCUACAAAGAAGAACUGUGAAAGCGUAGCCAAAUUGAUUAGCAGCAAUUUGCCACCAACACUGCAACAAUGGAAAACGGCUGAAAAACUUAAAUUAAGGAAGGCGUUGGAGCAAGAAAGUGGUAGAUUAUGCCCAAUAUUGAAAUCUACAUUGCCCUUUGGAGUAGCCUAUCACCAUUCUGGCUUAACUGGUGACGAAAGACAGUUGAUUGAGGAAGCUUUUUCUUCCGGAACCUUAUGCUGUUUGUGUUGUACGUCAACACUUGCUGCCGGAGUCAAUUUGCCAGCAAGAAGGGUAAUACUGAGAUCGCCAUACAUCGGAAAUGCGCGUUUAACACGUGCUCGCUAUCAACAAAUGAUUGGACGAGCAGGCCGAGCCGGUUUUGAUACUCAUGGAGAGAGCUUUGUGUUAGUGAAACCAAAUGAACUAACCUUUGUAACUAAUGACAUUCUCAUGGCGCCAACGAACCGAGUCUAUAGCCAAUUGGCGGAAGACGAUCUUCGUGGACUACAGCAGCUUUUAUUGAGUUUAAUUUUUCUCGACCUUGGAGGGAAAGAUCAUAAAACCUUGGCCGAAACUCUUCUUCAUUCCACACUUCUCGGACAGCAGAGUUCACAUCAAACUAUUACAACGACGCAGCUUGUUGAAAAAAGUCUCAAGAGCAUGAUGGAAAAGAAUUUGAUAUUACCUGAUAAGGACGAAAAACUGGCAGUAACAAAACUUGGCCGUGCGACGCUGAAAGGCAUUGUUGACUUGGAUCGGUCGAAACAACUUUACAACGAUCUACGUCUUGCCCAAGGAGGCCUCGUUCUCAUGACGAAACUUCAUCUCAUGUACCUCGUCACACCCUACGAUAUGGUCGGUACUGUAUUUCCGAUAGCGGCAACAUACUUUCAGGCCUUUAACAAAUUGUCUGCAGAAGAACUAGGAGUAGCGAGAACGAUUGGUAUCAAUGAAACCGUCAUGGUCAAAUUAAUGUCAAAUCAACAACAGAAAAUAGAGCGAUCAAUUUUGGAACGCUUUUAUUUGACACUGAUGCUCAACGAUCUUUUCAAAGGAGAAUCAGUGUGGAACGUCAGUGAACUAUACGGUUGUACUCGCGGAGACGUUCAAAAUCUACUUUCUAACGCAGCAAGCUUCGCUUCUUGCGUUUACCACUUCGUUCAAGAGUUGGAUGAAUUUUGGGCCUUUUCGGAGCUUCUACUUCCUUUUAGUCGGGAGCUUUCGAUGUGUUGUACUUCGGAAUUGAUUCCACUGAUGGAAUUACCUUCAGUGGCUAAAGGCCGGGCGCGGAUGUUAUUCAAAGCUGGCUUCCGGACAUUAACCGAUAUUGCCAAGACAGACCCAGAUCAGCUCGUAGCUCGAGUGGAUCACUUGCCGAGACGCGUUGCACAGCAAAUGAUUGCCGCAGCCAAAGUACUGGUCUACGAAAAAGCUGAUGCUCUACUAGAGGAAGCCAAUUCGCUAUUAGAAUUAGUUCCCAGACGCCAACCACUUGUCCCACUUGACGAAACAUUUCAGACACAAGCAAGUAAUGUAUCUCUUCUUGAUGAUUGAGUUAUUUGUCUAGUCUAUGAUUUUUUAAAAUUUUUAUUUAUAAAUAUUUUUCAACUGCGGGAUUAGUGUCACCCUACCCCUACCCUAUGCCUGGCACGUUUGGUUAACAAAUA